AUGACCAGCCGGAGAUUCCCUUUCCGACGUUUACCCGAUGAUCUAUGUUUAAAGGUUCUCAGAACUAUGGAACACCGUGAAAUGUGA
Molecule: messenger RNA, 87 nt
Organism: Caenorhabditis briggsae
Lineage: Eukaryota; Metazoa; Nematoda; Chromadorea; Rhabditida; Rhabditidae
Exons: 1
Coding region: 1-87 (28 amino acids)
Source: RefSeq, a predicted model, not a curated record